Caenorhabditis briggsae is the source of this 378-nucleotide messenger RNA. Bases 1 to 378 code for a protein of 125 amino acids. The transcript is spliced from 2 exons. Lineage: Eukaryota; Metazoa; Nematoda; Chromadorea; Rhabditida; Rhabditidae. The record is from RefSeq and is a predicted model, not a curated record.
AUGGAAAGUUCAGAGUCCUCAAAGCAAAAUGUCGAUUUUGACAGUGUGAGGUUUGCCACGAUGUGUAAUCCUCCGAAGGAUAGGGAUGUUGGCGAGAUUAAUCUUGAAAAUGUACCAAGCUACGUCGUGGAAGAGAGCCAUUUGGAAAUUAUCAGAGCUGCUGACCCACAAGAUAUCGUCGAAUUCGACACAAAAAACGACAUCCAGUUAGUCGAAUAUUCUGCAUAUGAUGAUAGGAAAGACACAGUUUCGACGAAUCAGGAAGACAAUAAUGAUUCUCCAAACUCAAGCCAGGGCUCUGUUCCUGCAUUGGAUUUCGACACUGAACAUGGAUAUGUUACCGCGCCGGAGCCGGAGUCGGAUUGCAGGCAAGUUUAG